AGAGAAAAAUUCUGCUGCUGAAUCUGAUUCCCGAGUUAGAAUUCUGGGUGAUAGCUGCCCCAGAUACCUGCUGCCUUGUACACACGUUCUAAAGUCAGGAUGGUUUGUGCUCCCAUUCACCUUGCUCUGGGCUGGGAGGGGCUCUGGGUGAACGUUCUUGUUCUCCAAAGGAGCUGGAAACUCCCUUUCACCAUAAAGCCUUGUGACGUGUUGAAAGUCUGGGUUCUGGGGAAAGAGAUGGGGCAGGAAAUGUGUCAAAGGCUCCUGAAAAACGCCCUCAGCUGGCCAUGUGUGUGCACUCAGUCUGAAGUGGGACAUGGGCACGUUUAUUCCAAAAGGGUUUUUCUGGACUUCCAUCAUUCUGUUCAUUUUAUGGGAAGCUUUUCCUUGAAGGAAUUUGUUAAAACUCAAAAAUCCCAGCAAAGCACCCACACAAAUAAACUCCUGGUGUGUGUGCUGUGAUUUAUGGAGUCCACAAACCCAAGUGGGCAGACUGGGGCUGCCUGCAAUCCCAUUUCUCUGUGAGGUUAAGAAACAGUUUUCCUACAUUUCCAGUACCGCAGUUCACCAGAAUGGUGUUCUUUAGAGGCAAGAACCUGACUUCAGCCCAACCUAAGCUGAAGCUGCCUUCCUUUUUUAGACUAACAGUUCCAGAGAAUGCAGGUGUCUUUCAUGGUUUCCUGUUAUUUGUCAAUUUAAAUAAAAAAGUGAAGUUGCUUAACUUCCACAAUUGUGUAAGCCCACAUCUGAUUGACAUUUGAGCUUUUAGCUCGUGUGACAGAUUCUUCUCACACAGCAAGUGGUUAAAGUGGUGUGCUGACACUUGGGGAGGUUUCCAGCAGCACUUCCAUGGUGGGAGGUAAGAUGGAGCCGUAUCAUUUCUUGUUUCUUUUAUUCUUGUACACUCUGUGAGGUUUGGUGUGGGAAACUGGGAGGUUUCAUGGCUUGACUCCUCUGGAAUGUGGCAACAAUGGGAUGCAGGAGGAAAAGUGGCAGCAGCAGAGAACGGGGUGUUUGUCUUCAUGUUGUUGGAAUAUUUUCACAUUGUUCACGAUCCACAGUUUGCAAAGCAUGUGGUGAGAAAUGCCAGUGCAGGGGUUUUGUAGUGGAAUAUCUUUUAGAAUCCCUAUCUCCAAGAUUCCACACACAAAUUGGAGAAAGUUACUGUUCCUGCUCUGGUGGGAAAAGCCAAUUUAACUUAAAAACAUCAAGGGAGGAACUUUUCAAAGCUGCUUCUGAUUAUGAAAAUGUUCAUAGGGUUUUAACUGCUGCAAAAAUAAUUCUGUAGGUGCUUUUUAGUUAUUCAAUAUCCUCAAUUUUCUGGGUGGAGAAGGCGCUGUGCCCGGCAGGGAGCAGUGAAUUCUGUGUACAGGAACAAGACACAGGGGCUGGUGCUGAGGAACUGCCAGGUUUGAGUGGCUUUGUGCCACUUCUACAAGAUUUCCAAGAAAUGGAUAGAAACUAAGUCAAGUCUUUUGAGUUAGAAGAGGAUAAGGAGUUUGUGUAUAUAAAUAUAACUCUCAGCCUUUCUUUCAGCUUCUCUUCCUGUCAGUUAAUGCUCUGAGAAAAUGGGAGGCUGGCCCUCAAGAGAAGAUUCAGUUGUACAAGGACCCAUUUGCCCUACUGUCCCUGUCCACACCACUGCCCACACCCCUACAGAUGAUUUCAGAGCUGCAGAAGUCAGAUGUGGGAUUAAUAACUAUGAAAUACUGUACAUGUCACUGGCCUUCGUCUCUGGCGUCCUCCUGACUGUCCUGGUUUUUGCAAUCAUCUUCCUCGUCAGGAAAAGGUCUAAAAGAUGCCACCAAAAUUUACAAGAGGAAACUUUCUCCCAGAUGGCAGCUGAAGAAUCUGUUAGGAACACCCAGAAUGAAGUGACCUACAGCACUCUGGUCUUCCAGCGGGGCAGGACACCACUGCCUGUGUGAUGAGGAAGCUCCAAAUGGAAUAAAAACAAUCCCACUUUCUGGAUAUCAAAAGCCACGAGGAUGUUACACCGAGGGAAUGCCCUGGGAAUGCCCCCAUGCCCUCUGUAACACAGCUCUUUUUGUAGUUACAACAGGAAAUUGUCUCCUGUUCAAACUGGCUGCCAACGGCUGUGGGCAAAUGGAGAGUUUCGAUACAGGAUUUCCUCAUCUGUAGAAAUCUCCCUGCCUUGUAAAGUUUCCGUUUGUGAGAACCACCAGAGAGACGUGAGAAAUGAAAAUGUUUCUCUGCAUCUAUCCAUAUCUGUGCCCUUGUGUUUCCCUUUUCUGUCACCAACUCCAACAUUUUCUGUUGUUUUUUUUUUUUUUUUGAUUGCCAAGUGUUCUGCUUAGUUAUUUUCUGUUAUUGAAGUGAUGAUCAUGAAACGUUUGGAUGCAAAUCUGUGCUUCCUGGUUGGCUCCCAUGAAGGAAACGCACAAUCAGAGAGUGACAACCAAAAUCGCCGGGAAUGUUCACGCAGGUGUUUUCCCCACGGUGUUCUAAGUGCGGUGUGAAAAUCGUUCCCUGUGCAUGGUGGGGAUGGCAUUCCUGGGCUGGCAGUGUCAGAGCAGGGCUGGAGGUGCCACCUGAUGGCAGCAGCAGCCUGGGCUGGGGCUGCCGGGGUGCCCUGCGCUGCUCCAGCCCCGCACACCCAGCAGGGCUCCUGCUCCGUUAUUUGAAGAUGGAGAAAGAAAAGAGCCUGGCCUUUAACAACCUCUUUUCAGUCUGACCCACGUUCCCUAACCGUGGGCAGUGCCAGCUGUGGUGUAACUAUUGCUGCCACUUCUGAGCCAUCCCAGGCAGGACAUCGACUGGAACUGAGCAGGGUUUUUUGGUCAUGGGAGGACUCAGCAGGCAGAAUUAAUAUAAAAUCCAUCUACUGUUUAUUAUUACUCAUGAAAACAUGACAACUGGCUGAAGCACAAGCUGGUCAGACUCAAGU
Melospiza melodia melodia is the source of this 2908-nucleotide messenger RNA. RefSeq names its product transmembrane protein C1orf162 homolog. The coding region runs from base 1569 to 1928 and encodes 119 amino acids. The transcript has 5 exons. NCBI's taxonomy places the organism in Eukaryota, Metazoa, Chordata, Aves, Passeriformes, Passerellidae. The record is from RefSeq and is a predicted model, not a curated record.